Molecule: messenger RNA, 1755 nt
Organism: Oppiella nova
Lineage: Eukaryota; Metazoa; Arthropoda; Arachnida; Sarcoptiformes; Oppiidae
Source: the annotation of a GenBank genome assembly
CAAAAUAGAUAGUAAAAUGAAAGCACAAAUAAACUGUUAUUAUUUUUGGGCAUUUUGUGACCAAAAAAGUGCAAAUUAGUUGAUUUUCGGUGAUUUACCAUCAAUUGGCACACAAGAAGUGAUCGCAACAGACAAUGGACGACAGCAACGAAGCCGAAGCCCCUGUUGAGCAACAAAGCGAUGACUUAGUGAUCGCCGAAGCGGUGGAAGUGAUGCUAACGAUGUAUUCGUGUCGGUUCUGCGCCAAGAGAUUUGAUACCAUCGACAAAGUGAAGACUCAUUUCCUUAAGAGACACAGCAAUACUUUGGAUAAGAGUGGAAAGAAAGACGAUUCCAAUGAUGAACAGUCGGAAGGUCUUCAGAAUGACUCAAAUGUGGAGCAAAUGAAUGCACAAAAUGAAGACAAUGAGAAUGAAGGCGAGGAGGAGAUGGAAGACAAUAGAGAAGUGAAUGAAGAGAAUGAAGAGGAGAAGAAUGAGGACAAGAAGACAACUGUUGUUAUAAAACAGCAGAAGAAUAACAGAAUUAACAGAAGUAAAGUGAAAAUGAUUGAAACCGAGCGCUCCAUUCAAACCAGAAACAGACUUAAGAGAGAACUUCCCUCCAAUUUGGAGCUUAAGAUUGUUAGACCCGAUGCCGGAGCCGGCGAUUUACCCCCAAAGAGAGGUCGACCCAAGAAGUAUGAGUUGAGACAAGCGGUGAGCACACAGCUAAAGAAUGCCACCCGUCGUUAUCCAUGUCCUUUCGAUGGCUGUGAAUAUGUGGCCAAAUAUCGGUCCAAUUUAUGGGAUCAUAAGAAACUGCACACCGGAGAGAAGCCCUACCGGUGUAAUUGGCCCUCUUGUGAGAUGCGGUUCCCUCAGUCACAGCAAUUGAAGCUCCAUUUGAGAAGCCAUACCGGAGAGAAACCCUAUGCUUGCAAUUGGCCCGGUUGCGAGCAGUCGUUUAGCCAAAAACCUGGUCUGAAGUCCCAUAUGAGAACGCAUACGGGAGAGAAACCUUAUAUGUGCGAUUGGCCGGGAUGUGAGUGGAAAUUCAGACUUAAGGGAGCCCUCACUGACCACAAGAAGGCCGUACACGAGGGCGUGAAGGCUUUCCUAUGUGAGUGGCCCGGCUGUAAUAAGAAGUUCUUACAGUCGUGUCAUUUGCGUAAGCAUAUGAUGGCUCACGCGGACAUCAAGCCAUUUGUGUGCGAUUGGCCCAACUGUUCAUAUAAAGCGGUUUCCAUGAGUUAUGUGACUAAUCAUAAAAAGCAUAUGAUGGCUCACGCGGACAUCAAGCCAUUUGUGUGCGAUUGGCCCAACUGUUCAUAUAAAGCGGUUUCCAUGAGUUAUGUGACUAAUCAUAAAAAGACUCAUACGGGAGAGAAGAACUUCGAGUGCGGAUACAACGGCUGUAAUAAGCGGUUUGUGAAGUCGAGUCACGUGAACCGACACCAACAGAAAUGUCAUCCGGAAAUGAUGGGCCAAACCAUCAUCGACUCGAAUGAAGACGUCGAGGUCUAUAACAUCAGUACAAUCGAGAUAUGAUUGUCUCUCACUCUUCACUUGAUUUUUAUUUGUUUCAAAUCAAAACUUAUAUAAAUUGUAAUCCACUCUAGAAAUAAUUGGCUUCAAUUUUAUUUAUCAAUCAAAACUCAUUACACUUUAAUUUGAUAUUUUACUCAAUUUCUGAAUAUAUUAUCAUUUUAUCAUUUGUAUUAUAAUAAGUAACUAUACUGUACUGUACUGUACUUUAACCGAUUGAAACUACUGG